Messenger RNA from Drosophila navojoa, 489 nucleotides. RefSeq lists its product as uncharacterized. The record is from RefSeq and is a predicted model, not a curated record. Lineage: Eukaryota; Metazoa; Arthropoda; Insecta; Diptera; Drosophilidae.
AUCUUCAACAAUUUUUUUUUCUUAAGUUUUUUUUGGCUGUUUUCAUAACAGUCGAAUAUUUGCAUAUGCGUCUGGCCGUAACAUGUUUGUCGUGGCGACAGCGCGACAACAACCUGGCUAACACGCACCGGCCACAUGAUACGGCUGAUGAUCUCCCCCGAACUAGAUCAGCGCCUCGGGUCGGGGUAUAAAAGCCGCGCGCCAAAGCCGCUUUCAAAACACAAACCCAAGAGCAAGCAACGUGGCUAAGACUAACAGCCAGAAGUAUCAUUUUUUGUGAGAAUAUAACUUUUUCGUAAACGUGCCAAAUCAAAUGUGUCAAUGAGGACACCGGACUCCAAAGCGAAGCUUUUAAAUAAUUUAAGCCUCUCAAAGCAUCUAUCCUCCAAAAAGGGUUCGCGCACCAGCAACUGCGGCAAUCGCCUGGAAUUCUUCGUGCUCACGCAUCUGACCAACGUGCCCUGACUUGUUCAAGUCGCGACUGUACAC